GUAUCUAUCUCACCUUUUUCAGGGUGUGUUUCAUUUUCAAAGAGUGCUACACGUUUAUAACAAUGAGCGAAAUAAAGCCAAGCGAUACGACUGACACUGUAGACAGCGGGGAGGAAAAAGACUGGGCCGCGGCCAAGGCUUUCUUUGACAACCUCAAAACAAACAAACCCAGACCUCCCAAACCCAGGAAUGCUGUUACCAUCGCAGUUUCCUCUCGCACCCUCUUCAACAUGGUGGCAGAGAGGAAGAUCUAUGAGGAGGAAGGAAUGGAGAAAUAUGUGGCUUAUCAGGUGGAACACGAGAACGAGCCCCUGAAGCCAGGAGUUGCUUUUCCCUUCGUUAAGGCGCUGAUGAAUGUCAACACUCGACUGAGGGAGCUCUACACAGAGAAUGAGGAGUUGUUUGACAUCGUCUUAAUGACUAACAACCAUGCCCAAGUUGGAGUGCGCCUCAUAAACAGCAUUAAUCACUACGAUUUGACCAUAGAGAGAUUCUGUAUGACUGGAGGAAAAAGUCCUACAGGCUACCUGAAGGCCUACAUGACAAAUCUUUACCUUUCUAAGGACUCAGACAAAGUCACAGAGGCCAUAGAAGAAGGCAUUGCAGCUGCCACAAUGUUUAUGCCCGAAAAGGAGAUUGAGCUGAGUGAAACUCAGCUGAGAGUGGCGUUUGAUGGCGAUGCCGUCCUCUUCUCAGACGAGUCAGAGAUCAUUGUGAAGCAACACGGCCUGGACACGUUCUUUGAGCACGAGAAGGAGUUUGAGAACAAACCUCUUGCUCAGGGUCCGUUAAAGUGUUUCCUGGAGGCUUUGGGGAAGCUCCAGAGAAGAUUCUAUGCCAAGAACCAGCGUAUGGAAUGUCCAAUCCGGACGUUCCUGGUUACAGCCCGCAGCGCUGCCAGCUCAGGAGCUCGUGUCCUGAAGACCCUCCGUAGCUGGGGCCUGGAAAUCGACGAGGCCCUCUUCCUGGCCGGAGCUCCUAAAGGGCCCCUCCUGGAGAAGAUAAAACCGCACAUCUUCUUCGACGACCAGAUGUUCCACAUUGAAGGGGCCAAGGAACUGGGAACCAUAGCAGCACACGUACCCUACGGGAUCGGACAGAAGUACCACAAGGGGAAACUCAUCGAGCAGCCCGCUAAAAAGGAGUGAGGGUAUAAUCUAAAAAUAGUUCAAAUAUUAAAUAUGCAUUACG
This is a messenger RNA of Scomber japonicus (chub mackerel), 1191 nucleotides long. Its product is annotated as cytosolic 5'-nucleotidase 1A-like. The record is from RefSeq and is a predicted model, not a curated record. The coding region runs from base 63 to 1148 and encodes 361 amino acids. NCBI's taxonomy places the organism in Eukaryota, Metazoa, Chordata, Actinopteri, Scombriformes, Scombridae. Gene Ontology annotation, biological process: adenosine metabolic process; nucleotide metabolic process. Gene Ontology annotation, molecular function: magnesium ion binding; nucleotide binding; 5'-nucleotidase activity. Gene Ontology annotation, cellular component: cytoplasm; cytosol. The transcript has 6 exons.